AUGGCACGAAAUACCAAUUCGAACAGUGAAUCAGAGUCCAGGGCAAGAUCGACAAACGUGAAUGCCGCGGCGACCGCCGCCAGCACCGGCUCCCGUUCGAACGUUAAACAAAGACUGACUGCGGCGCAGCAGCAGUACAUCAAGGAGCUGGUCAGGACCAGCAUUACAAACAAUCACCCUAGCUUGACGCGCAAGCCGGAUCCCGUAGAUUUCGAGUCCUACUCAGAUGACUUUCUGCGCCGCUACAAGGACCACUACCACAUACCGAUGGCAGACAACAUGACGCUCAGAGGCUAUCUUCUCGGAUCGGAUUUGGGCUCCAAGACACACUCGUACAAGCAGAACCGCCCGGGGUCGCAGAAUGCCAGGGUUUUCAAGAAGGAUCUGGCGUCCGAGGUCAAGAAGCACUUCACGUCGCACACCGUAAAGGAGACAGAGUGCAUACCGCACUUCAUCUACAAGGUCAAGAGUCAGAAAAGAAGGUUCAGAAUGGAAUUCAAAGGUUAA
Molecule: messenger RNA, 507 nt
Organism: Torulaspora globosa
Lineage: Eukaryota; Fungi; Ascomycota; Saccharomycetes; Saccharomycetales; Saccharomycetaceae
Gene: SAP30
Product: Sap30p
Exons: 1
Coding region: 1-507 (168 amino acids)
Biological process (GO): regulation of DNA-templated transcription
Cellular component (GO): histone deacetylase complex
Molecular function (GO): transcription coregulator activity; protein binding
Source: RefSeq, a predicted model, not a curated record